Molecule: messenger RNA, 1068 nt
Organism: Eimeria maxima
Lineage: Eukaryota; Apicomplexa; Conoidasida; Eucoccidiorida; Eimeriidae
Exons: 9
Coding region: 1-1068 (355 amino acids)
Source: RefSeq, a predicted model, not a curated record
AUGAAUGAAGAGAAAGGAGGUGCCUAUACACCUGAAGAUUCAGGUGUACAGGCAGGUUGGCAAGAAGAAGAGGGUUUAGGUCUUUGUUGUCCUCCUAAUUCAUUAUUUCAAGACACACUACAUAGUAUCCUUGUUGAAGGUAUCCCAACUCCUUCUCGUUCUCUUAGUACUUUUUGUUUAUCUGCUGAUUCUUCUUCUUCUUUUAUUCAUCGCUUAUUUAUACCUGAUAAGGAUAAUAUCCUUUAUAAGAUAGAGGCAUCUGCUGAUUGGCCUAUAGGGUGGGGCCCCCACCAUGAUAAUUGUACCCUACCAGAAGGGGCCCCAGAGGGGGGCCCCCCUCAAGUGGCCACUGAAGGGGCUCUUGAAGGGGCCCCUGAGGGUCCCCUCGGCGAGGCCAGUGAGGUUUCCAAGGAGAACGCCGAGGAUCCACCGGAGGGCCCCCCUACGGGGGGCCCUAAGGGGGCCCCCAAGGGGGCCCCCAAGAAAGGGGGGAAAGAUUUAUUUGCUCACUAUAUAGCUGGUAAACCCUUGGCUAGUUGCUCCGUGUCUGUACUAAGUGGUCCUCUGCAUGCAGCAGAUUUGCUGCUAGAGAUUUCCUCUGUAUCUAGAGAUCCUGCUAUACGAAGAGAGUUGGCUCUUCAACUAUCACGAAUGAGGCAAAGACUACAAUGCGGGCCUAUACAACGUUUCCUUCGCUCUGUACACCGUAGGAAAUCGGGGUGUCUUCGAUGUAUACAAAUAAGAAAUUCAGAGAAGAUAUGGAUGGGCCUACAACAGGAUACAGUUGUCAUUAUCCACCGCUUUGUUUGUACGGAUGUUCUCCGUCGUGACUUAACACUCCAAUACUGCAAAGAAUUUGCGCGGGCAGCAACUGAGGGUUUAACGAUGCGUCUAUCCGAUGCUGUUGCCUCCAUAGAAGCCCCAGAUAUCCUUAAGGGUGAACUAGAAGAAGCGGAUAUAAAAGAGGAUGAGUUAGCAGUCUUUCUGCUUCUCGGAAUAUUUUCUUGUGAUAUAUCCACCGCUACAAGAAGUCUUAGGGCCCUCUCUCUUAGCGAAAUGAGUAAUUAG